Molecule: messenger RNA, 1303 nt
Organism: Scaptodrosophila lebanonensis
Lineage: Eukaryota; Metazoa; Arthropoda; Insecta; Diptera; Drosophilidae
Gene: Urod
Product: uroporphyrinogen decarboxylase
Exons: 3
Coding region: 139-1209 (356 amino acids)
Biological process (GO): heme biosynthetic process
Cellular component (GO): cytosol
Molecular function (GO): uroporphyrinogen decarboxylase activity
Source: RefSeq, a predicted model, not a curated record
CUGCCACCUGAAAUAAAUGUUAUCAAAAAUUAAAUGUCAUUUUUCGUAAAGUGAAUUAAAAUUUAUUCAAAAUUGUAUGUAUUAAAAGCGUAGAAUACGCAAAAACAACAAAAAUAAGUAAGAGUAACUACAUUGGAAAUGAAAGGCACAAAGCCCUUUCCGCCAUUAAAAAAUGACAACCUUCUUCGUGCAGCGCGUGGAGAAGUCGUUGACCGAGUUCCUGUCUGGGUCAUGCGGCAAGCUGGUCGCUACUUGCCCGAAUUUCAGGAAUUGCGCAAGCAGCACGAUUUUUUUACGGUUUGUCGCACACCCGAGUUAGCUUGUGAGGUUACCAUGCAGCCGCUGCGACGCUUUGAUUUGGACGCAUCUAUCAUAUUCUCUGACAUACUAGUAAUACCGCAGGCCUUAGGUUGUACGGUUGAAAUGCACGCUGGCGUCGGUCCAGUAUUGCCGCAACCAAUAACCACACCUGAGGACCUAAAGCGUCUGACGGUGGACGGUGCUCUGUCGCGACUGAGCUACGUGGGUGAGGCUAUUACAAUGAUGCGGUACAAGUUGGAUGGACGCGUUCCACUCAUUGGUUUCAGUGGUGCACCUUGGACUCUAAUGGGCUAUAUGGUAGAAGGCGGUGGCAGCAAGACGUUAUCUAAGGCAAAGGAUUGGAUCAAAAAUUACCCAGACGACACCAAACUGUUUCUUAACCUCUUAACCGACGUCGUUAUUGAUUAUCUGGAGAUGCAGGUUAAGGCUGGAGCACAAAUGCUGCAAAUCUUCGAAUCAUCUGCGGAGCACUUGACUAAGGAGGAGUUUCUGAUAUGGGCGGUACCCUAUUUGCGGCGCAUACGGGAUGAGUUGGUUGAUCGCUUAACUAAAAAAGUUAUACCGGUGGUGCCUAUCACACUAUUUGCCAAGGGUGCAGGCCAUUCGUUAAAGGAGCAAAGCGAAUUGGGGUAUGAUGUAAUCAGCCUGGACUGGACUGUGGAUCCUACGGAGGCUCGUGCUCAGGUUGGUCCCAAUAUAACAUUACAGGGUAAUCUGGACCCGCAGGACAUGUAUCGGGAUCCAGAAGAAUUGCGAACGCUGGCCACCGAAAUGGUGCAUAAAUUUGGAAAAUCGCGUUAUAUUGCAAAUCUGGGACAUGGCAUAACUCCACAGACACCUAUAACAAGCAUGGAGAUACUGGUGGAAGCUGUGCACAAAGCAUUGUAGUUGUAUGCGCAAAUUAUUCUUUUCUAACGCCUUUUAGUCAGUAAUAAAGACAAUUUAACCAUUGGUUAGGGAAACUUAUGUGCUGAAUAUUAUA